CGGGCGGAUCCCGACGGGCCCGGUGACGUGUCUGUGCUUACAAGAGCCCGGCCCGGCUCUGCCGGCCUGGGUUGGGUUGGGUUGGGGCAGAAGACGAAGAAAGAGGUGACGGCGAGGAGAAAAGGGUGUAACGGGGAGGCGCCUCAAGGAUUCCGCUCCGUAGGCCCGGGCAGCCACAGACGCGCCGCCGCUCGCAGAAGGAGAGCCCUGCCUGGCCUGCACCAUGUUCAAUGUGGAGAGUCUGGAGCGGGCCGAGCUCGGGGAGAGCCUGCUCACCUGGAUCCAGACAUUUAAUGUUGAAGCACCAUGCCAGACUGUAGAAGAUUUAACAAAUGGAGUCGUGAUGGCCCAAGUCCUUCAAAAGAUAGAUCCAACAUACUUUGAUGAAAAUUGGCUAAACAGAAUCAAAACAGAAGUAGGAGACAAUUGGAGACUGAAGGUGAGCAAUCUGAAGAAAAUUUUGAAAGGAAUUUUGGAUUACAAUCAUGAGAUAUUGGGGCAGCAGAUCAAUGACUUUAUCCUUCCUGAUGUCAACUUGAUCGGGGAACACUCUGAUGCUGCUGAGCUUGGAAGAAUGCUUCAGCUUAUUUUGGGCUGUGCUGUAAACUGCGAGCAAAAACAAGAAUACAUCCAGACCAUCAUGAUGAUGGAGGAGUCUGUUCAACAUGUUGUCAUGACUGCCAUUCAGGAGUUGAUGAGUAAAGAAUCUCCAGUGUCUGCUGGAAAUGAUGCUUACGUUGAUCUUGACCGUCAGUUGAAGAAAACAACAGAAGAAUUAAAUGAAGCUUUAGCAACCAAAGAAGAAAUUGCUCAGAGAUGCCAUGAACUGGACAUGCAGGUUGCUGCACUGCAAGAGGAGAAAAGUAGUUUGCUAGCAGAAAACCAGGUUUUGAUGGAACGCUUGAAUCAGUCGGAUUCUAUAGAAGAUCCUAACAGCCCAGCAGGACGCAGACACCUGCAGCUACAGACACAGUUGGAACAGCUCCAGGAAGAAACAUUCAGAUUGGAAGCAGCAAAGGAUGAUUAUCGAAUACGUUGUGAAGAGCUAGAAAAGGAGAUUGCAGAACUGCGGCAACAGAAUGAAGAACUGACAAAUCUAGCUGAAGAAGCUCAAUCUCUGAAGGAUGAAAUGGAUGUACUUAGGCAUUCUUCUGACAAAGUAGCCAAGUUAGAAAGCCAGGUGGAAUCAUACAAAAAGAAGCUGGAGGAUCUAGGAGAUCUGCGAAGGCAGGUGAAGCUUUUGGAGGAGAAGAAUACAAUGUAUAUGCAAAACACUGUAAGCUUAGAAGAGGAACUGAGGAAAGCCAAUGCAGCCCGCAGUCAGCUGGAAACAUACAAGAGACAGGUAGUUGAGCUACAGAAUAGAUUAUCUGAAGAAUCCAAGAAAGCAGACAAGUUAGAAUUUGAGUACAAGAUGCUGAAAGAAAAAGUAGACAGUCUGCAGAAAGAAAAAGAUAGGCUAAGGACAGAGAGAGAUUCCCUAAAAGAAACGAUUGAAGAGAUUCGAUGUGUACAAGCACAGGAGGGGCAGCUUACUACUUCAGGAUUGUUGCCCCUGGGUGGUCAGGAAUCUUCUGACAGUUUAGCAGCAGAAAUUAUUACACCUGAAAUCAAGGAAAAACUCAUUCGUCUCCAACAUGAAAACAAGAUGCUAAAACUUAAUCAGGAAGGGUCUGAUAAUGAAAAGAUUGCCUUGUUGCAGAGCCUCUUGGACGACGCUAAUCUCAGAAAGAAUGAACUGGAGACAGAAAAUAGACUUGUAAAUCAGAGGUUGCUUGAAGUACAAUCCCAGGUUGAAGAAUUGCAGAAAUCUUUACAGGAACAAGGCUCAAAAGCUGAGGAUGCUAUUUCAGUCAUUCUGAAAAAGAAGCUUGAUGAACACCUUGAAAAACUGCAUGAAGCUAAUAAUGAGCUACAGAAGAAACGUGCUAUCAUUGAAGAUUUAGAACCUCGAUAUAACAAUAGUUCACUUAAAAUAGAAGAAUUGCAAGAAGCUUUGCGUAAAAAAGAAGAGGAAAUGAAGCUAAUGGAAGAACGAUACAAAAAAUACUUGGAAAAGGCUAAAAGUGUUAUCCGUACUUUAGAUCCCAAACAGAAUCAGGGCUCAGCACCUGAAAUUCAGUCACUGAAGAAUCAACUGCAAGAACGUGAAAGGAUGUUUCAUUCUUUAGAGAAAGAACAUGAAAAAACAAAGAAUCAAAGAGAAAUGGAAGAGAAAUAUAUUGUCAGUGCCUGGUACAAUAUGGGGAUGACUCUUCAUAAAAAAGCAGCAGAAGACAGACUGGCUAGUACGGGUUCAGGACAGUCCUUCCUGGCUAGACAAAGGCAAGCCACCAGCGCAAGAAGAGCGUAUCCCGGCCACGUCCAGCCAGCCACAGCAAGGUAGAAGCAGACCUUGCCUUGCCUUUUGAAGGGAAGCCAUCCUGGGAUCAAGACCGGCUUCUGCGACGAGCGACAGCAUUUCAGGAAACUUAGCCAGCAUCCUGUCUGCCUCCUUGUCCCUGCAGUCACCUUCUCGUUUCAGGAAGGUUAACAAACAAACAAAAAGUUUCUCAGUGUUUCGAACCCCUUCACUCUUACUUUCUGGAGUCUUCCUUUUGCCUUUUAAUGUGCCAAAAUGUUGGAAAGCACCUAGUGGAGCAUUCCACCUAGUGGAAUAAAGCAAUCUCUCCUGCCCACCCGUUUAUUUGGAAUUGUCUUCUCCUGACUGAAGCCUGAAGAUGGCCAGGUAGCAAACCCAAUAUGCCCUGUUGGUGAAUGACAUUGCCAUCCUUUCCAAGGCUACAAUUGUAUAAAGGGAAUAUUCUCCUUUCCUUUUUUCCUUUCUGAUCUGUUUAAAGUAUGCAAUGCAAUUUUCAGAUGCAUUUCAUAUAGUUCCUGUGAAAUGUAUUAGUUGCAGGGGUCUAGAUGCUGGCAAAAGCUGUAACGUAGUUGCAAGUGCCCAAGUUGAUUUGUUCAUAAAUUUAUCUGGUGCUGCUGUUACAACUUUUCUUGGCUUUCAUUCAGAGGGGCAGGCUGGUUUUUGGCUUGCUCGCCCACAUGCUUUUCCCCCCUUGACAUCACCAGGGUUCGGUGACUUGAAGACCUUGCCACAUUCAUGGUUAGCACAGUUAAUGUGGAAAGUAGCAACCAUUUCCUGCAUGGUCUUUGCUUUGCCAUCCCCAUCACACUCUAAACGAGUAGGGGAUGGCCAGUCCAUCCUUUUCCUUGCCAUGUGCUCUUAUUGCAGACUUCCAGUGGUUUGGAAGUCAUAGGAAAGGAGGCCAUAGUCAUACUCUCUGACUUGACUGGAUCCUACACAUAAACCACCUGGGCAACACUGAAAAGUGAUGAACCGUGUAGAGAAUGAUUGUCUCUUUUCCUCCUGGAGAUACCAAAUUGCUUUUGACUGAAUGUCUUGUUGGUGCUGUCUUCAAAUUGCCAUCCACCCCUGAAGACUAUUUGGACAGGUCAGUAAGGCUUUGUGAGCCCAAUAAUUGCCUUUCGGAUGGUGAUUAGUGCCUUCAGGCAAGGUGAUUCAGGCCUGAGAACCUUCUAUUCAUUUGUGCCAAACCUUAAUGCAUGCCUAUGCAGUUUAUUGGUCUUGUCCCUUCAGGUUCUGACCCUGCCAGUAUUGAACCCCAGAUGUUAAGCCGCAUACCCACUUUUCAAAUAAACAUUUGAGAAGUUGGGAAUUGCUCAAAGUGAUAUUUUCAUAUGGAUUCACUGUUAAGAAUAGCUUGGAGGCUUUGUUGAAAAACUUCAUAUUUAAGAUAUUUUUUUAGUCUACCUGUCUUUCAGCAAAGGAUUUCUUUUCUUUUAAAUGCAGCUCUUGUUGACAUUUUAAAAGUAUUCCAAGGAUUCUGCCUUUUAGGGGAGUGGGAAAAGUACCUGAGAUGGUUUUCACUUGGAAGUGCAUCUGGAGUUUAUCAUCAUAUUUGGAUAACAAAACUGUAACUUUCACACACACUUUUUUUGCAAGAAUGCACAGUACCUCUUCUUAAUUAAAAAAGUAGUGGUUGUUUUUAUUCACUACUACCCUAAUAUAUAAAGGUAGCUUUUUAAGUCCAGCAAUGUGAACAGUAAUGAUUAAAAUGAAAUGUGUUGCUGUUGGCGCUCUGUAGUAUGGUUUCGUUGUUUGGUGACAUAGGCCAGGUCUUACCAGUAUGCAGCAAAAUAAAGAUAAGGUUAAGUCACUUAGUAAACUGGCAUCUUUUCCUGCAACAGCAAAUUUAGAGCAGGUGGCAGAGAAGUUCAAAGGUGUUUGUAUGUGUUUUUCAUAUACAAAGCAAAUGUAUUAGAUGGUUACCCUGUCAUUUUCUGCUGCUUGGAUUGAUAAUUAACGAUUAGGCCAUAUGCAAAGGAGUUGUCAAUCUGGAACAAUCCUGUUUUAUGGUAAAGCACACUGCACUUGCUGUUCUAGAGAAUGGCUUGGUUCUAGCACUCUUAAUUUUUUGCCAGACAUGCCUCUGCUUGCAAACCAGAAGCAAAAACCUGAAUCUGCCCGAGGGGAGAGUUUUUUAUGCAGACUGUUGUGCUAAUCUGAUAAAGCUGUUCCCAUUAUUUAGUUCAGGAAGGGUACUUUGAUGCAGACUUCCUAAAGGUUGGACCUACAUAUUUUUCAGUAGCAUCUUUUUGUCUCCCUCCUCCCACUAAAAACGGCUUUCCUUUCUCUGUUGGUACUCUGAAUUUGUCUACCUUCCAUGACAAUUUUCCUGUUUCUCAUUUACAGUGAGAGCAGCUUGCUUCCCUGUUUUGAUUGCCUUAUAUAUUGGUUGCAUUGUAAUAGGCAAGGUUGUUAUAAAUCCCAUUAUUCUAAAAUGUCAGGGAUUCCUCACUUAAAGCAUACAUUUUUAUGGGAAUUGAACUUGCAUUCUUGUGGAUCUUAAGCACCAUGGAAAGCAACCAUGAAGAAGAAAUUCACAGGCAGUUAGCUGCACUUAAAUGCCAUUGAAAUCAGCCAGACAUCAGUUGUGGCUAAAUUAAGUGCCAUUGAUAGUAUAGGGCUGCAUCGCAACUUACUUGCUGCCAGGUGCAGGCUUCAUAGCAAAGGCAGAGUAAAAAGCCUUCCUUUUGAAAGAGUGGUCUCUGUUGGAAUGGAAGGGACCCAUAAGCACUUCAAGCAAGUCCACAACUUGUAGAAAAUUUUUCAUGAAACUUUUCUGUGGCAGAACAGUGCUAGCACAUGAUUAUUUGGAAAGCAGGAACGCGUUGGUCAUGCCAAGAGACCCUGAGAAGCCACUCCCUGGCUUGUCCCUUACUUCCAACAGACUAUCGCCUGCUCAGCAGCUUCCCAUUUCUUGUUUCUCCCUUGGGUCCGCUUCUGGCAUGUACCCAAGGGCCUUGUAGCAGAAGUCCUCAUUUCCUCAUUUCCUACAGAAGCACCCUUUCUGCAGCUGUUCCACUGUGCUUGCCUCCUCCCCUCAACAGUUCGCACACGGGAGAUAAUUUUCCAAGCCUUGUGAAUGGAGGAAAGAUUUCCUGCCCCAAGAUUUCACUUCGGCUCGACUGCUCUGGCACAAAUAUUGUGUAAUUGUGCCCCACCACCUGCCCCCCCGUUUGGGCAAAACCACUCUCAACGGGAAAACUUCUCUGGGUUUGAAUGUCAUGCAGCCACCCACAUCAACCACCCACGGUGGCUAAGGGUGACAUGCAGAGCCGGUCACUGUAUUCUAACUAUGGGAUAAGCAGGAUGGGCAAGUACAAAGAAUACUAUUAUAGAAUACAGAAAUACUUACUUUUCCUAACUCAAACAUUUAGUGGUGUGUGUUCUGGGCAAUACUAGAUGUGUCUAAAUGUAUGAUUAACCAGCAUAAUGAUCACAGUCAGUGUUGGGUCCUGGUCUUCAAUGGCCUGGGUCAUUUUCAGCUUCAAGACAGGUAGGGUCAAGUGCGUGUGCAUUACUGCAGGCCAAGCUUCAGUUGCGUCUGCUUCAGCUUUUGUAGAAUUGCAUUGUCCCAAGCCUAGCAUGUUAUACCUUUAAAGUUAGGCAAUGUUCUUUUUUAUAUUCCCAAAUAUUCCUUUCCCAUUUGAUUUCUUUUCUGUUUAAGAUCUGAUCUUAAACUUACCUAUCUUAACUGUCAGUUGUAUUUUUCCUAUUUAAUAAGGUCUUUGAUCACUGAACUAUCAGUUGAGAUACUUAUUAUACAGUUGAAACUUGAUAUUGGAAACUGAAGGCAAUAUGGGCAAUGUAUAACAGAUCAUAUAAUGAUUUUAUAACUUGCUAGCACACCAAAUGUAUGAGGUUUCUGAUUGUGUCGUCUGACUUGUCUCAACAGGGAGGUCAGACAGAGGACAGAAUCUGUGCCUUGGCCCGAUUCAUGGGUUAUGUUUUGUGUGGUGGUGAACGUCAGCGUGAUGUGACUUCACGUGAGGUGACGCAUGGCAGGAAAGUCUUGUGCGUGCUCCCACGUGUGGGCAUGCGAAAUCAGCAAGGGGAGGAAGAGAGGCGGUGCUCUGCCUGCCUCCUUUUAAAGCUAAUUGACAUCCAGGUAAAUGUCUGAUCCAGGCCCUGUAUUCCUGUUUUCCUCCCUGCCUAGAAUAUUCUGCGUCUGCCUCAUUUUCCUUGUUGUAUAAAGCCAGGCUCUAACCUGUGAUAAGGUUCCAGCCCCCUGGGCUCUCUUCACAGAUAGGUUUGUUUGAAGACGAGUUUCUUGCUUACAGACAAAGCCAGCCUGGUUCUUUCAUCUUUUUUUCCGGAUUCUGGGAGGCUACAACUGGAGCGUGGUUCAGGCUUAUUGGUGUUUGCCAAUGAAAUGAGCUUUAGUCCAUGGGAGCUUAGGUCUGAACAAAUCUGCUAGCAUCUAGUGCUAGAAGAUACGUAGGGGAAGCUGCUGCAAACUGACUUGGUUACUUCUCCUUUAUAAGUUAAUCUGGGCAGAUACCCAACUAAGUUUGGGGACUGGGUGCAAUGAGGAAGAGGCCAGUUUGGUCAGCAUCAGCAUGAGUGUGGUCUAACUUGUGACAGCAGCCUUGUCCUUUCUGCGCAGUGUGUUUUUGGUUUCUUCUGCCUCUUUGAGAUGGGCCAGAUUUCUUUUGGCAUAUUAAAAGGCCUGCCUUUACCUGUUCUGAAGCAGACUCAGAGAAAGCUAAAGCUGAUCAUCUGUGAUGAGGGUCUUCUCCAGGCACUCGAGCAGGGAGGCUUGCUCUGGUCCUCCCCUGCUCCACAGACCAAGGGCACGCUUCCUAGUACCGGCACGCACAGAUGGAAAAUGUUUGGUGGCUAACUCUGCAGGCUAUACAGAUUCAAUAAACUGCUAGAAAGGCUCUGCAUAGGAUGUGUAACAAGGAGAGAGGGGGUGAAGGCCCUGUCAGCAGCCGUGAAGGGCCAGCUGCUUCUUCCCCUCUGCAUUUUGAUAUGCAAAUGAUCUGGCCACCUCACCUGUUUAUGGAACAAGGGCUGUUCGGUGCAUGUCUUCUCUUUUCCAUCAAGCUCUGUAAUCAACAUCAGCCUCUCACUUAAGAAAAACCCACGGGCAUCUGUUUUUCAAAAAGAAGGCUCUCUUUCAACGAAACUUAUUCUGGGUCUGAAAGUAACCACCUCCUGCUUUCCCUCCAGGGCAGUAAAGCCCAUCGUUCUUUCAGCAACGAGACAGUAAAACUCGUGAAUCAUAACUGCAAGAAAAUGGUGUUGCACAAACGGUUGUGCUCCCGUCACACUUACCGUGUUAACUUUCCUUGCUGCUGCUAAUAUCCCCACUUACAUUCCUCCUGGUAACAGUAUUAACAUGCAAAUCUUCUGCAGCAUCUUCUAUUCACUAAGCUAGGAACAUUUGAACUUAACUGCGUUUUAUCAGUGCGCAUUUGUUUACUGCUAUAAUUUUAAAAUGCACUAAAGGAGCCAUUUUGUUCAAUACUAUUUUUUUAAAUUCCAGCAAAGACAGGAGAGAUUUUUUUCUUGGAGAAAACAAAUCAGAAGUGGUGCCUGACCUCUUCUGUUUUCACUGGGGGCUUUUAUUUAAAACUCCAAGCUUUGACACACAAUAUAUGCAAUAUUUUAUUUAUUGGUGUUGCAUACUGUCUUAAUGUGUAUAAAUCUUUUUAUUUUUGCUUUUUCUCAUCUCCUCCAGUAGACCGUUUCCUUUUAGAGGCCUUUGUUUAUCUGUGUAUACAUGUAGAAGGAACUUAAGUGGAGACCACUAAUAUAAAAGAAGCACACUUUUCCUGGAGAUCAGUGUUAUAUGUUAUAUGACCUACCUAGAUUACCAUUUGAGGGAUUGCAUUUCGAACCGUCAUUCUGUUCCGCCUUUCUCCUUGUGCAGUGGCAGUUCCCCCUCCUCGCUCUCUCUCUGCAGCCCCCCCACCUCACCUUUCAGCUUGCUUCAAAGGUUUGGGGCAGAUUGGGAGGACACAGCUGGGCUGCUUGAGAGAGGAGAGAAUGGGGAAGUCCUGUGCCCCUGGCGGCAGCCUUCAGCUGGCCAAAUGACCGUUCUGAAUCCAACCCACACUGACUGUAUUUAUCCCAAGUCCUCUUGCUCAUCCCUCUCUGUUAACUUCCUUUCAGAUUGCACUAAUGUGUCUUUCUUUAUAUUAUGAAAUAUUGCUAUUAUUCAUGUACAGUAAGUUGACAGUAUAACUUGGAAUGCUUUGUGCUGCCUUUUUAAAUUUUAAAGCUGCUUUUUUUCAGUAACACUCUUUAAGUAUCUGGUUGUGCUGCUGUAGGUUCAUUUGUGUAUUGAAGCAGAUGUAGGAAAUGUGGCGCUAUGAUAGAAAACUUGAGGGAAUACUGUUUUGUGAUUGUGUUUGUAUUGUUACUGUUAUGCCUACCAUCCCACAGGGUGGAGAAGGAGCCUUUUAAAUUUCUGGUCAGCAACAAUUUUUCUGGGCGGGCUGCUUUGAAGAGGAGAUGAGAGUUGGUAGCCAACACUCACCCCGAAUGCUAGGAUGUCCCAUGGACAGCCAUUUCAUCCUCCAAACCCCUCUGGCUUGACAACUGUGGUGUUAACUGGGACUGGGCAGCGGGAGGAAUUGGUCCGUGGGGUCUUCAGCAACUGGUCCCUACAUCGAAGCCAUAGGAAGCCUCCACAUGCUCAAAGCUAUAAUGAAGGAGCCAGCACGAAGCACUGUGUGGUUUGGUCAGCAGACCCUCUAGGGAAGGCUUACAUCUUCAGUCCUGCAGUCACUUACCUCUGCUUAACAGUGAAGACCUGGGGAAGUGUGUUCUGCAGGACCAAGCCUUGGUGCCUCAAUUGCCUCCUGAGCAUUAGCAGUCUCUAGAGACAACAUUUGCAAUCUGACGUCCUCCUGAUGUUUUGGAUUUCAACUUCCAUCAGUCCCAUCCAGCAUGGCCAAUGGUCAGAAAUCCUGGGAGUUGUAGCCCAAAAGAUCUGGAGGCUACCAUGCUAAGUAAGGCUGCUCUAGAGUCUAGCAUCCUAAGGCAUUCUCCUAAGGCAUUUGUGCCCUAGAUUUGGCCAUUCAAGCAAGUGGAGAGAAACCAUCCUCAACCAAUUCUUCAGUAGCAUUGAGCAGCUCUGGAGAAACACGAAGCUCUCCUUAGCUAGCCUCCAGGUAGGAUUGUGGAAGAGUUCCCCGUUUCUCUACCUUCCAUCCUCAAUGGCAAGAGGGCGCAAGAGUGAGACCAGGACUGGGCUUUGUUCUCCUGCAAAAGCUCAAGCUGAAGAUGGAAGCAAAGCUGAUUGCUCACAGGGAUGUGGCAUCCCUCUGACAUUAGGACUUUGUAUAGGGCAGGGCUGCCAGUGGGAAGCCUGCCUUGCCCUUAGCUCAGGUACCUCAAUUGCAUUAGGUGGAUGUAGUUGGCUGGGCCUGGCAGCUGUGAAAUGUCAUCUGGGGCAAGCACUAAACUGUUCCAAUUGAGGGGAAUGCCUGCUGCCUCCAUUAUUCAGGCUACCUCCAAUCACGAAAUAUCACUUUCCUACCUUUGCCUCGUAUUUUUUUCUGUGCUAGCUGUUUGCAAGGAGUUUGCCUUUUAGCUGUCUGGCGUGGUUGCUCUGGAGGUUUGGUUUUGUGUUUUGCCUGAUUGUAAUGUAUGUGGCCUGAUGUCAGAGUUGGCCUGAGGUCAGGGUCUUUUUGUAUCUGCCUCAUUCCCCCCCCCACUGCAAAAACAUUUUCGACCACUAGAUGGUGUGGAGGAAUACAAGUUUUUGCUGAUAACCUCCGGUAGGUGUUGUUGGCUAUCUAUCUGAUACAGAUUGGGUUUUGUGUUUUAACAUCGCCAUCAUGGUGCAGCUGCAACUUUCUGAGAUCCUAAGCACGUUUUCAACAUAUGAGUACUGUGUGUUUAUGUAGUUUUUCAGGUUUUUUUUUCUUUCAUUUUUGCAAUAGCAACUUGUUUGACUGUCCUAAACUAGGUGUUGACUGGUUACCAAAAUUGCUGUUUGUGAAAUUGCCAGUGAUAUUUUUUUUCCUGUAAGACAAUAAAGUCCUAAAAUCACCAAAUAUUAAUUCCUCCCACCCAAUGUCUUACCAUAUUGCCAUGGUAAUGAUUUUAACACAUAUUUGUAUAUAAACAAACCAGGUAGUAACGGUUGUAAGUUCAGACAUCUUUUUUCCCUUCAAUUAAAAUACAAUAAUGCUUCCAGUGCUACAAAACCAGUGUACAGUUGUUAAACAAGUUGUAAAUAAAGGCUUAUAUAAAA
This is a messenger RNA of Varanus komodoensis (Komodo dragon), 10574 nucleotides long. It is a transcript of the gene HOOK3, whose product is annotated as hook microtubule tethering protein 3. The coding region runs from base 224 to 2386 and encodes 720 amino acids. The transcript is spliced from 23 exons. Gene Ontology annotation, biological process: cytoskeleton-dependent intracellular transport; cytoplasmic microtubule organization. Gene Ontology annotation, cellular component: cytoplasm; centrosome. Gene Ontology annotation, molecular function: dynein light intermediate chain binding; microtubule binding. The record is from RefSeq and is a predicted model, not a curated record. Lineage: Eukaryota; Metazoa; Chordata; Lepidosauria; Squamata; Varanidae.